GUAAAAAAUGAUAAAUAGGAGGAAGAUCAUCAUCUUUGGAGGAGCUGUUGUUUUAUUUAUUUUAAUGACCACGUUUUUGUAUUAUUCCGUAUUUUCCACACCACAUAAAUACGAAACAUAUCAACUUGAAAAACGAAACCAAACUAAACAUAAUAGUUCGGAGAAGGAUCUUUUCAUCAUCAAUUUACCAAAAGAUGUCAAUUUAGUACCUGUCAAACCUGUAGGCCAAAUCACUUUCAACACCAUGCAAAAUAUGCAAAAUAGUCAAUGUAGUGCAACACGUGGAAAUUUGAAUCCUCCGAGAAGUUUCAUUACGAAACCAGAAAAUAGUCCAUGGCCAAACUUCUCACCUUCAACAUUUUCCAUAGAAACUGAUUUUAUUCAGUGGAAAAAUAAUAAUUCUGAUUAUUGGAAUCGUAUUUCUCGUGGAUUGGAUGGAGAAGCAUUAAAUAGUGAAAAAUUAAAGAUGAACGAAAUGGGAUUGACAUUGAAUUUACAUUUGAAACCAAAGGAAGGGCAUUUACCCAUCUGGCUAAAAACAUUCAAGAGAAGAACUCCUCUUGAUAUUGUUCUGGAUGCAGUAUGUAGAAUUGAUGACAUUUCACACACGAUUUUAUAUGUUACCAUUGAUGGUGGAGAUUUUGAUCAAGUGGUAGAGGAAUUAAUCAAAGUCAAGUGUGUGAAAGUUAAAAUUUAUUUCCAUCCAAUUCUUAGUGAUUUGAGAAAUUUAGGUUUAGACAAGAGAAAUUUAGAUACUGGAUUGGUUUUAAAUUCUCAUUAUGUGUAUGGAUUGUAUUUGCUGACUCACAAAUUGGAUUAUCCCUAUGUUAUUACAUUGGAGGACGAUUUGGAACCAACUCCUGAUUUUUAUAGAUUCCACUAUAGUUUAUAUCAUUUUGUGUUUGGGAAACAAGCAUCUUAUUACAAUAGUAAGAAAAUAUUUGCAAUUGGUGCAUUUUCUCAUGGUCCAAUUGUUGAUUGCAUUUCAUUGGCUGCCAAAUUAUCAAACGAUGAAACACAUAAAUGUGGAAAUAAGGCAGUCCAUCAACUUGUGGAAGAAGAUUAUUUCCCUGGAUGGGGCAGUGGUAUUCCAAAGGAAAGCUUUUUAGAAUAUUGGGGUGAUUGGAAGAGUAAUAGACAUAUUUAUGAUUAUGGAAUGAGUAUGCUUAGAUCUGGAGAAAAUCGAUACACUCUCGUUCCAUGUUCUCCUAGAGUUAGAACUGUUGCAAAUGCUGGCAUUAAUGGUCAAAAUUCUGGUAGAUGGGAUCAUUACAUUAGUCAAUUUGCUCAGUGGAAUGAAAAACCACUGAAUAGAAUUUAUUAUGUUGAUAGAAGAGAUGGCGUUGUGAAGGCAGACGAAAAGGGAAAAUUUUUAUACAACAAGUUGACUUGAUUAAUGAGGGUAAACUUCCACCAUCAAACAACAAGCAAGAAGCUUCUCAGGAUGCUGAUGAUUGUUUCCAUUUUUCAAACUCUCAAGUUCGAAUGCUGACUGGAGGGCAUGGUUCUGAGCGGUUGCUGUAACUAUUGAAACAACACCCUUAAUAAAAGUAGAACAAAAAAAUGACC
Naegleria gruberi is the source of this 1569-nucleotide messenger RNA. Its product is annotated as N-acetylglucosaminylaminotransferase. NCBI's taxonomy places the organism in Eukaryota, Heterolobosea, Eutetramitea, Acrasida, Naegleriidae. The record is from RefSeq and is a predicted model, not a curated record. Bases 8 to 1393 code for a protein of 461 amino acids. The transcript has a single exon.